Messenger RNA from Chironomus riparius, 780 nucleotides. The record is from the annotation of a GenBank genome assembly. NCBI's taxonomy places the organism in Eukaryota, Metazoa, Arthropoda, Insecta, Diptera, Chironomidae.
AUGAGUAUUCAUAGAAUUUAUGAUUAUGUUAAUAAAAUGCGAUGCGAUGAAGUGGUGAUAAGUUUAAGAGAUGAGUUUGAAUUUAGAGUCUUAAAAGCUAGGCAAAGUGUCAUGAUUGCGAAUAAUGUUGUUGAAUUAGUAUUUAAAGAUUGGGUUUUCGGCGUGGCCAGUCGCACAGAACCUGUUACAAGUAAGGGAAAUGCUGAAAUUGGUGCGUCACCAAGUUCAUUAAAGCUUUCAGGGCUUACACAAGUUUCGCGUAUUACUACCUUUUAUUUGAUCAAACUCGCAACUGCUUUUGAAUUUUGGGAAUCAAAAGGAGUAACGGGAAUAAAAUUAAUUUAUGAUGUCGAACGAGAUGCUAUUCGUCCGUUCGGCUUUAUUGCAUUUGCUUAUGUAAAUUUCAUGAAACGUUUUCAUGCGCAAAAAGUUAAUAUUUAUGAUGAAAAAAUAAACUGUGAAGAGAGCUUACGUGUACCAGUCUUGUUACAUGAGGCUGACAAAUCACUUUUAGAUCCAAUGCCUGUUACUUUAAAUAAAGAAAUAUGUGAUGCAAAUUGUUUAAACGCAACUCCAUUGGCUAGAGUUGGAUCUAAUAGUUCGUUAAUUGUUGCAAUCCAAGCCAUGGAUUUGGACGAACCAACUGUUAGCAACGAACCAGUUGAAAGCAUAGAAGCUUUAUUAGAUGAAACACGUGAUACGGACAACGAUUCCGUUUUAUCUAUAGAUUUAAGCUAUGAUUUUGAUGAGAAUAUGAAUUUAAUUAAGAAAACUGUAUAG